AUUUUUGCAAAGUGUAGAUUUUUUGUAUUGGUUAAACUUUUUCCAUUUAAUAAUGCCCCAUUGCGAAGUUCUUUUCAAUCAACUCCAAAAACGCGGUAUUGAUCUGAUAUUAGUAAAAAAUUACAUAGACUCAUUUACAACUUCAAUUCAAAAUGUCAGAGAUAAAAUAUUGAAUGAAACAUCUUCAGAAAUGCCAUCAUCUUCCACACUUAAUGCCAAAAGACCAAGGAAAAAUGGAGACUCCAAUCGUCAAGUCGCUUUGGAAGUUUGUGACAUAAUAACAUCAGAAAUUAAACACCGUUUCAGUUUUAGCGACCAUUUAGUAAUCGCUCAAUUAUUUUAUAGCGACCAGUUUGAACAAUACAAAGAUAAUUUUCCAGAACAUAUUUUAAAAUCAGUAAAACAAAAUUUUUCUAGUGUCAAUUUUUUAAAACUUAAAACUGAACUAAAAGUUAUUUAUUAA
This is a messenger RNA of Ceutorhynchus assimilis (cabbage seed weevil), 463 nucleotides long. Lineage: Eukaryota; Metazoa; Arthropoda; Insecta; Coleoptera; Curculionidae. The record is from the annotation of a GenBank genome assembly.